Molecule: messenger RNA, 7882 nt
Organism: Pectinophora gossypiella (pink bollworm)
Lineage: Eukaryota; Metazoa; Arthropoda; Insecta; Lepidoptera; Gelechiidae
Exons: 24
Coding region: 496-7095 (2199 amino acids)
Biological process (GO): actin cytoskeleton organization
Cellular component (GO): microtubule organizing center; filamentous actin
Molecular function (GO): protein binding
Source: RefSeq, a predicted model, not a curated record
CGUUCUUUUUAAAAGUUAAUUCGAUAAAAAACAAAAGCAAUCGAUCGUUCGCAAUAAUAAAAAAAAAUGUGUUUCGAAUAUUUUGAACGUGACUUUGAAAUUCGAAAUUAGUUAAAAAAGAUUGCACCAAAAAAACUUUAAUAAAAACAGUCAACAAAUAAGUUGUUAUUUUUUCAAAAUAAACAUUCACAAGAUUAAGAAGUUUGUAAAAGGAUUAUAUACUUACCAAUGUAUGUGACGUGCUGUUAUCAUUUUUUCCUCGGCUCGGAUAGAUAACGCUCAUUUGAUUUCGUGCUUAUUUCGUGCGUUAUCGUUAACACAAGUUUUUGUGUUUCGGUUAUUUUAACGGUUUAAUUUUAAAGUGAACGUUGAUUUUAGUACAGUUUGAUUGGUAAUUAAGUGAUAGUGUUAGUUUAUAAAGUGUGAAGUGCAUUUGGAUUGUGGCUGUAACAUUUUUCUACGGUGUCGAACACCGUAGAGCAGGUCGAGGAGGUUAUGCAGCAGAGGGCGCCAAAGGUGCCUAAUAACAUCAAAUUACAGCAGCCUACCGUUACUGGAUCGCAGUUACGAACGAGGGCCUUAUCGGCGAAUUUCUUCAAAGCAACCUUCAGUUCUCGUAUCAAGGCGGUACCAGCCGCCUCUUCGUACUCCGUCGAAUCAAUCACCAAAAUAGGCAACGCGGAGACCAAACCUAUUACUAGAAAUAGGCCUAGGACAGCCGCAGAACUUGAAUCAUCAGAAAAAUCAAGAUUAAAAAGGUCAGUCAAACCAGUCAAGAAACUUAUUAAACCUUCUGACCCGGAGCGACCGACUAGGACCAAGCAAGUAACACAACCAGACUUAGGAGGACCAAAGACGAAUGAAAUUCCUAAAACUAAAGCUGCCCAUGACUUGAAAAGUCCAAAUGUCGUCUUACAAAUUGUGAAGAAGUCUCAUGCAGCGCCGAAACCUCCUGUUUCUAAAGUAACUACUUCUAACAGUAUCUUACCGCCAACUUUGAAACCAAAGGUAGACAAGACAAAGUUGAAAUUGACGAAGAACAUCAACAAUAAUGAUGUUUGGACGCCCGCCAAUGAGGCCAGAAUACCCAGUAAAGUCGCCACGCUUCCAAUAAGAGGGCCAAGUCAGGGGAAACAAGAGACUACGUUGAAAGGGGCCCCCUCGAUAUCCAGUCUCGAUUCGAAGCACCAUAAAGUUGCGCCAGCGAGGGAUAAGAGUUUGAAGAUCUUUGGGUCGAAAGAGAAGCUGCAUAAGGCUCACAAGAAGAAGGAUUUGGGGAACAAUAAUGCCGUGCUGGAGGACCCUGAGCUGAGAGAGGGGGAAUUCGAGGAUGCUCGGGGGGAAUACGGCAGCGCGGAGGAGCUGGGGUCGGUGGACGAGCGCUCGUCCCAGGAGUACGUGAGCCUGCCCGUGACGCUCAACGCUGAACACAUGCCUGGCUUCCAGGAGGUCGAUCUCAGACCCAGAAUACCAUCUGAGGCGUCGCUGGCGUCAGGGGUGCGAGAGAUCGAGUCCUUACGGCGUGAACUGGAGGCGACCGUGAUGGAGCGAGCCCAGCUGCAGACCAGAGUCGAGGAGUUACUGGAGCGCGCCACUGAAGCGGAACGGCUGCGGACAGAACUGGACCGGCUGAAGUCGGUGUCUUCAGAGCAGGAAGCGGCGUUGGAGCGUCUGGCCGACGAGAACGGUGCGCUGCGCGCCCGGCUGCGCGGCGUGGCGCACUCGCCGCUCUCCGACAGCGAGAAGCGGCAGCUGUUGCUAGCGCCCGCGCCGCGCCGCAUGCACUCCUCCGCGCCCGCCUCCAUUGCGCUCGCGCAUAAUGGCGAGGGUGACAGUGGCGAGGCGAGUACCCCGGAGUGGGACAAGCACUCGUCCUCUUCCCUCAGCGAGGUCUCUGUCGCCUGUCUGCAGGACCGCAUCUUGCAAAUGGAGGAACACCACUACAGUACAAGCGAAGAACUCCAAGCGACAUUGGCAGAGUUGGCGGAUUUACAGACACAGUUGGCGGACGCUCACGCGGACAACGAGCGGCUGGCUGAUGAGAAGCAGGUGCUGCUGGAGUCGCUGUGCCGACAGACUGAAAAGCUCGAGGACAGCCGCACUAAGGUGGACACCCUGCAAGAGCUGCUCCUCCGCGAGGGUGUGGAGCCGGAGACGCUCAUGUCGGGGGACACGGACCAGCAGUUGUUCGCCGUGCUAAAGGUACUUAUACUAUCACAAGAGGAGCGACGUCAUCUUAUAUCUAAACAAGAGCAGUUGGAAGCAGACCUCGCCGAGAAGAAAGCCGCGCUCGAAGAGAAAACCAAAGAAAAUGAAAACUUAGCUGAAAAAGUCAGAACGUUGGAGAGUACGUUGGAGCGGGCCGAAGCAGAGAAGAUGCAAUGGGAGGCGGAGGCGGGCGCGGCGCGGGAACUGGCCGCCGCCCGGCAGCAUCAGCUCACCACGCUCAGCGACCUGCUGGACGCUGCUAAGGCUAAGCUGGCGGAGCGCGCGGGCGCGGCGGAGGGCGCGGCGGAGGCGGAGGCGGCGCUGGCGGCGGCGCGGCGCGACGGCGACACGCACGCGGCGCGCGCGCACGCGCUGGCCGAGCGGCUGGCGCAUGCGCAGCGCCAGCUGGACCGCGCGCACGCCGACGCCAGGAAGCUGCACGACGACGCGCUCGUGUCCCGCAACAACGCGAAGUCAACGAUCUCUGAACUGGAGUUCCAGCUGGAGCAGCUGCGGCAGGAGAAGGCGGCACUGCAGGCCGAGCUCAAGACGCUGCAGGACAACGUGACCGAGUCCCAGAUGCAGGUGCAGGUAGCGUCCGAAGAGAAGUUGUCGCUGAUGACGCGCGCGGGCGAGGCGCUGGCGCACGCGGCCGACCUGGAGCGGCAGCUGCAGGACGCGCGUGCACGGAACACGCAGCUGCAGCGCGACCGCGAGAGAGACGAGGCAGAAUGGAAACAGUUCCAAAGCGACCUUCUAAUGACGGUCCGCGUCGCCAACGACUUUAAAACCGAAGCCCAAAGAGAACUAGAACGACUCGUGUCCGAGAACAAGAUGUCCAGGGACAGGAUACGACUGUUGGAGGACCAGAUACACUCCAUGAAAGGUGUUAACAAGUCAGGAUCAGUGGAUAGCGUUCAUAACUAUUCCGACGAUGAGAAACGACUCUCUAAAGAUUCCGAUUCGUUGGACUCGCAAGGGGAAAAUUCAAAGGAUAUCUUCAAAAGUAUAUGCACUCGGUAUUUGUCUAGGGUACACAGUGUUUCCGAUCCGCCGACCAAAGAAUCUAUUGUAGAUCAAGCUUUCUACAGACUCAAUAGUGUACCAGAACCAAAGAAUGAUAUAGAUACCAUUCUUCCGGACUUUAAGAUUCAAAUUGAAAAUGUGACGAUGGAUGAAACGAAUGACGAUGAAAGCCAUGUCACUUCUUCAGACAACUCCGAUGAUUUCAACAGCAGAAUACUGGCGGAAGCAAUUUUACCACCCUUUGACAAAGACUUUAAACGGCAAGAUGCUCUUGAUCUCCCUAAAAUAAAUAGACAAGAUGCUUUAGAAGUCAAUUCCUCUAUUGAAGAUGAGAAAUUAAUAGAAAAAAUCUUGGAUGUGGUUCGAGAAGAAGACCCAACAGAAAUAAAAGAACCAAGCAUUACAAGUGAGGAUAUAAAGAUCAUUGACCCAAAUACAGACAUUGUUAAAUUAGUUUCGAAAUCUGAAUCCUACAGUUCAAAUAAACCAAGAGAUAAAACUAUAUUCAGUAGAAGUCUUUCUGGUAUGUAUAACGGUAAACCUAAAUCGUUUAGUGCCGAUAACUUACAUAAAACAGAUGGAUUCAAAGAUGCUUUAAAAGAGGCUACUAGCAUAGAGUUCCUGCACGAUAAUUAUAGUGAAAUGUCUUUAUUCACUGAAGGCUCUGACAGCGUUUUCUUAUCUCCUAUUGAGAAAAAUAGAGAUUUUAAGAAAUUUGAUAAAGAACAUGUUAUUAUGCCAAUAAAUACUGAAGGAGCUCUUAUACAUUCAUCAACAUUACUUAACAAUUUUAUUAGAACUAAGGAACAUAAGGAAGAAGAAGAUCUUAUUAAAUUGCCCAUUGUCAAGGCAGAAUCUAUACUUCCAGUACCAUAUCCUGAUGAAAAAAAGAACAUUGCCAAACCAGAUAUUUUUAUUGAGGUUGUUAAUGAUAAAACUCUAGAUGAAGUAGAACAAGAUUUGAAAAAAGCUAACGAAGAUAUAAAAUCUAGUUUUAAAUCAGCUUUGGGCAGGAUCAUAGGGAAUAAUAAAGGUCGUAGGUCAUCCUCACCAGUAAUAAGGCUGUUCAAAGAUACCGAUUCGUGUAAUAAAAGUAAUAAAUCUGAUAGAAGUUCGGAAUCGUCAGAUAGUGAUUGGUCUAUAUUUGGGAGCCGAAGGGAUAGUGAAGUAAAAUCUGUAGUUCAAAAGCGGAGGUUUAGUGACAUGAAACCACUUGUUGACAAUCGGCAGAAAUCUUCCACUUCUCAGAAACGCCAUUCCGAUUCAUCCAUUAGUGGACAACGAUUAAUUGAUAACCAUAGGUCACCCUCCACAAGUAUCAAUGAAGAGGCAGAGCCUAUUACAUCUGAAUCGAUUAGUGAAGUCGUGCAAAAUAUUUUUAAAAAUAUGGAAAAGAUCAAUGAAAGCACCAUAAAAGCUAGAUUAGGAUCACAGGAGUUGGCUAUCGCAGAAAACGUCAACGACAAAGAUGAUUCCCCAAAACUUGUGGAUCAUAAUGUUCCAUUAGUAGUUUUAGAUAAAGUGGAAGUAAAUAAGACACAAACUCCUCAAAAGAAUAAGACUUCAUCUGAUGAAAUUGAAACAAAUUCAAUUCCGAAAAUUAUCGAAGAAAUUAAAGCGGAAAAGGAAAAUCCAGUUCAAUUCGUAAAUACAGCUAAUGGAAAAGUAACUACUGAGAAUGAAACUAAACUUUCUAAAACUAUUACAAAUCCUGAACCUCACCUAGACAACAAUGUGUGUUAUCAUUUAAAAAUAAAUACAGUUAACGACCUUGUGUGCCAAGAUCUGCCAAAAGAAGUAGCUAAAACAGCACACGAUGAAGUUGAUACCAAAACUGUUGAAAAGAGGCUUAAAACAUUCCUUCCCAUUAAAAUAAUACACGGGAAUUACGUGAAUAACAGUGGUGAUCGUACGCCAUCGCCAAUUAUAAUUAGUCCAGUUCUAAUACAACCUAUAUUUUUUACGCCCAAUGCAAGUGCAAAGCAUCCAGGUGCAAUUGAGCCCAGAAAAGACAACAAAACCACUGUUUAUUAUGAUGACAUAGAUCAAGUCUCUUCUGAAAAUAAAAAUUCUACCGUUGUAACUGAUACGCCAAAACCCGGCGAAAUACCGAAAAGAAAAGGUAUUUAUCAAAGAAACACCAAAGCAAAGAACUUACCUUUCCUAUCCUGGAAGACUUUUGGAUCUAACGACAGUCUACCCGAGUCUAAAACUCCUUCGCCGAACAUAAUUACAACCAAACCUGCUGACAUGAUUAAACCAAAAGUAGUGAAAUUGUCCAAGACUCCAGAAUUCCUCAUCGAUAAUCAGUAUUAUCAACCUAUGAAAAACGUUCCUUUUGUAAUUAACGCGUCGCCAACAUCUUUCACUAAACCAGAAAUUCUUGAAGUAAAACCAAAGGAAGUCCAACCUUUAUCUGCUCCUGUUACGACCACUAAUCCCUUCCAUUCUUUAGAAUCUAGGCGAUAUUCUGAAGAGAAUUACUAUGAAGAAAUAGGUGAACCGACAUUCCCUUACCAAACUGGCAAAAAUGUAGCUGAUGAUGAUAAAAUCUCCACUCAAAACAAAGUCCAAGAUGACUUUGCGGUAAUCACUAGAGAAGAGUUGCUCAAAGUGCCGCGAAAACCAAAACGACCGAAGAAAGAGGAAAAGGCAGAGAAAGCUAAAAUCCCUACAAUAGUUACAGAGGACACUGAUGAUAUUGUUAAGGAGAUGGCUGGCAUCACCAAGUCUGUCAUAUCUUUAUCUCGAUCUCCCAGUGCGACAGAUUCCAGUAAGAAGGGUGGUGGUACAAUUACCGAUAUAGUCCAGAACCUGGAACGAAUGUCACCACGUAUAGACGUAAAAACUGCGGAGCUGCGGAAAUUUUCGUUGCAAGGUCAAGGGCACAAGGGGCCUCAGAUUGAGACGAACACUGGAUCGUUGCCGCGGCCCCCCAAGCCGUAUUGGAAGACGUUGGAUCACAAAAGACUGUCGCACCCUAUAAGAUCAUUGAACGACCCUCCGCCGCAGCGCCCGCUACCGAUACCACCACGAAAUGAGGAACCGCCAGCGCCGCCGCCUUUACUGUCCAGCGCUUCUCUCCAAGAUAUUAUGGCGACAGCAGCUUCUAGACGAACCAAAGGUGUUAGCCGCCAGGACUCCCGGCUGUCGGUGAAGUCGUUAAUUGAGAGUAUCGAGAACGCCGCCAAGGCCGCCAAGCAAUCCCCCGCCACCACACCCGUUGGAGAAUGGCCGCAGGUACAAACAACAGUGGGAGUUACAACAGCCCCACCACCCAUCAAGAACGGCCUGUCAGACCCCGCGCCUGCCACCAACGGGAUCUCUAACAACAACUUUUCCAAGCCCCCCGCCGCCAGAAACAACAGACCGUCGCCCAUCGCUGCAGAGAGCGGGCCGGGCAACAUCCCCGACGAGCAGCGCGCGUUCGCCAGCCUGCAGCAGAAAGCCAUCGAGACCUUCGUGCGCAGGAACAGCCACACAGACAUCAGUGAAAGGAAGGACCCUCUAAACGCGCUGCAGGUGAAGAACGGCGGCUCCAAACGCAACGCGCUGCUCAAGUGGUGCCAGCAGAAGACUCUGGGAUACAGCAACAUUGACAUUACUAAUUUCAGCUCAUCAUGGAACGACGGCAUGGCCCUGUGCGCCCUGCUACACUCGUACCUCGGCGACAGUCGCGUGCACUACGCGUCGCUGUCGCCGCACGACAAGCGGACCAACUUCUCCGUCGCCUUCGCCGCUGCCGAGUCUGUUGGCAUACCUACUACACUGAAUAUUCAAGAUAUGAUCCAACAAGAGAGGCCGGACUGGCAGCAGGUGAUGGCAUACGUCACCAGCAUCUACAAACACUUCGAGACGUAAACAAUUACACUUUAUUAAAAUCCCCUCGCAUAUUUUAGGGGACACAUGAAAACGCGGUCGCGGCGCGGCAUUUGUCGCUGUGAAUGAAUUCGCGCGAUUCCAUACUAACUGGAAGAGUUCGAUUUUCCCGCUAUACGGUAACUCCGCCCCGCACCAAUUUCUAUCGGCCGCCGGCCUCUUCCUCUGGGUCUUACUUUAGUCUUAAAUGGCAGUAAGACGCUAAGGAGUAAAGGGAGCAUAUAUACAGUCCGUCUCGCUCGCACUAAUUAGGCGGCUGACGAUAAGAAUGAAAUUUUUGUACGGAUAGUCCGCGGCGUAUCGCAUUCGCACUCAUGAUUUAGAAGCGACUGUAUAUCACGCCUUAUAUGGCCGCGACAGCGAUUGACGACAUUGAUAUGAAAUCUUCCAAAUUUCUUCCUAUAUUUAUAAAUAUAUUGAGACUUGAAUAUCUUAUUCCAAAAAGAUAAUUAGACAACAUUAUUCGUUCUUUAAGUUUCUAGAGCCGACCUUAUGCGAAUCACAAACUUCUAACUUUAUUAAACAUCCAUUUGAAAUUUGAAAAGAUAUUCAAUGCCGAACUAAACAUGAUUAUUUAAAACCUUUAUUAAAACGUUGUAUUGAGGUACAUGUUGUCUAGUUAUCUAUAAAUAUUUUGCUAUUUAGCUAUACUUACUGAAAAUUACGACUAAAAUAUUCUUCAUACCUAUGACAUAAGAAAGUUCAAUUAUUUGUGUGAUUUUCUAUUGCUUUCUGACUUGCAAGAUUGUAAGACAAGGGGGGGUUAAAA